UGUCGUCGGCACUGAGCGCGAUCUCUGAGGACGCGCCGCCGGGGACGGUGGUGGCCCUGGUGCACGCACAGGACCGGGACUCGGGGGCGAACGGGGAGGUGCGGUGCAGCCUCGCCGAGCGGCUGCCGUUCCGCCUGGGGAGGGCGUUUUGUAAUUACUACCGCCUGCUGGCGGCGGGCAGCGGCGCCUUGCGCGGCGUGCCGGCCUCGCACUUCGUGGGCAUCGACGGCGUCCGCGCCUUCCUGCACUCCUAUUCGCACGAGGUGUCGCUCACCGCCGACUCGCGCAGGAGCCAGCUCCGCUUGUCGGGCGGCAGCUGCUGCGACACCCUCCCGGCCCGGCCGCCGCCUGAGGCAGCCGUCUCUAUGGGAGAUCACCUUGCCGAGAUUGUUAGCCAAGUUUCCUUUCAGGAGCGGGGCAGAGGCUCGCUGGUGGGGCCGCUGGCGCGGGACCUGGGGCUGAGCCCGGCGGAGCUGCCGGCACGCAAGCUGCGGAUAGUCUCUGGUGAUGAAAAGCAAUACUUCACUCUCGGGGAAGAUAAUAAAAAUCUGCGGGUAAACGAGAGGAUAGACCGAGAAAGCGUCUGCGAGGCCGUGUCGCCGUGUGUCCUCAGUUUGGAGGCAGUCGUGGAAAACCCUUUCAAUAUAUUUCAUGUAAGCGUUACUAUCCAGGAUAUCAAUGAUAAUGCGCCGCAGUUUGACAGAGAAUUUGUUGCCAUAGAAAUGAUCGAGUCCACGCCUCCUGGGGCCAGGUUUCUACUGAGCAGUGGCAGAGACCCCGAUAUUGGGGCGAACUCAUUACAAAACUACCAACUUACCCCCAACCCGCUCUUCAGUCUUGUAGUGAGGGAGAGUCCUGAUGGGACAAAGCAGCCGGAAUUAGUGCUGGAGAAAAGCUUAGAUCGAGAAAAACAGAGAAGUCACCAUUUGAUACUGACGGCCGUGGAUGGCGGGGAUCCAGUUCGAUCCGGGACUGCCCAGAUUAAGAUUAAUGUGACCGACGCAAAUGACAACCUGCCAGUAUUCACCAAAGAGAUCUAUAAAGUUCGACUGCUGGAAAACCUGCCAAAGGGCUCCUUAGCUUUUCAGGUGAAAGCUACUGAUGGCGAUGAAGGUACAAAUGCGGAAAUUACCUACUCUUUCAGUGACAUCGCAAACAGUGCUCGCCAGCUCUUCACUCUGGACUCCAGGACAGGGGACGUGAAGGUUACAGGCCCCUUGGAUUAUGAAGAAGGGAAAUAUUAUGAAGCGACUGUUGAAGGCAAGGAUGGAGGCGGGCUCAGUGCACACGCCAAAGUACACAUAGACAUUCUAGACGUGAACGACAAUGCGCCAACUGUCUCCCUCCUGCCUAUUUUAAACCCGAUACCCGAAGACUCCGUCAUGAGCACAGUUGUAGCUGUGAUCAAUGUCCGUGACAGAGACUCGGGGGAUAACGGGGAAGUGAGCUGCAACAUCGACGGCGAUUUGCCUUUCAGACUAGAAGGGUCUUCAGGGAACACCUAUAAACUCAUAACAGCCAGUGCCCUGGACAGAGAAAAGGUCACCGCUUAUAAUAUUACCAUCACUGCCAGGGACAGGGGCAGCCCGGCGCUGUCUAGCCGCGCGGCGCUGGUGCUGGAGGUGUCGGACGUGAACGACAACGCGCCGGUGUUCGAGGAGGCCGCCUACAGCGCCUACGUGGCGGAGAACAACGCGGCGGGCGCGCCGGUGCUGCGCGUGCGCGCGCGGGACGCGGACGCGGGCGCCAACGGGCGCGUGAGCUACUGGCUG
Messenger RNA from Nipponia nippon (crested ibis), 1772 nucleotides. RefSeq names its product protocadherin gamma-B6. Lineage: Eukaryota; Metazoa; Chordata; Aves; Pelecaniformes; Threskiornithidae. Gene Ontology annotation, biological process: homophilic cell-cell adhesion. Gene Ontology annotation, molecular function: calcium ion binding. The record is from RefSeq and is a predicted model, not a curated record. Gene Ontology annotation, cellular component: plasma membrane.